Messenger RNA from Eriocheir sinensis (Chinese mitten crab), 2595 nucleotides. RefSeq lists its product as uncharacterized. The transcript is spliced from 10 exons. Lineage: Eukaryota; Metazoa; Arthropoda; Malacostraca; Decapoda; Varunidae. Bases 673 to 2595 code for a protein of 640 amino acids. The record is from RefSeq and is a predicted model, not a curated record.
AGAAGAAGAAGGGAGGAACGAGAGGAGGAGGACCUAAGAAGCGAUACAAAGCGUUAUCAGGUCAAAAGAAGAAGGGAUCUAAGAAGCGAUACAAAGCGUUACAGGUCAAAAGAAGACGAAGGGAGGAACGAGAGGAGGAGGACCUAAAUUAAGCGAUACAAAGCGUUACAGGUCAAAAGAAGAAGGGAGGAACGAGAGGAGUAGGACCUAUACAAAGCGUUACAGGUCAAAAGAAGAAGGGAGGAACGAGAGGAGGAGGACCUAUACAAUAAAGCGUUACAGGUCAAAAGAAGAAGGGAGGAACGAGAGGAGUAGGACCUAUACAAAGCGUUACAGGUCAAAAGAAGAAGGGAGGAACGAGAGGAGUAGGACCUAUACAAAGCGUUACAGGUCAAAAGAAGAAGGGUGCCUGGAUGGGGGGGGGGCUGGAUGUAAACACCGCUGCUCCCGCCAUCUGUUGCAGCCGACAUACACCACCACCCGCCCUGUCUCCAUAAAGGCCCCCUCUUGUAGUAAAUAUAUUCUUGUUUAUUAGCCAUACACCAUACACCCCCUCUUUCAAGACAUGCCCGACCCUCUCACAUCAACACCCAAGACCUCGUGUACCAUAGAGUCGUGGGUAGUCGUGGCCCAGAGGCGGCACAGUGUGGACGGGGCUUAACUCUGACCGCGAUGGCUCCAAAUCUCAAAUGUGCGGCCUGCUGUGUUUGUGGGAAGAAACGGAGAACACACCCUGAUGUGAAGCUCCAUUUAUUCCCUAAGGAUGCCAGACGGUGCCUCCAGUGGGUGAAGGCCUUGAAAAUUGGCUUUCAAAAGCACACUCAAGCCAUCUGUAGUGACCACUUUGAUGGGGUUCAUUUUGGCAGCAAGGGCCAGCUGCUGCCGACUGCAACCCCACGUCACACAGAUGGCCAUGAGGAGCAACCACCCACUGGGUUCCCGGCAUCAUCCCACAAUGCAGCCGCCAUUGACUUGGAGCCAAUGGAGUUGGAUCUCUCCUCUACACAGAUUGUGCUGCCACAUUAUGAUCUGAACACAGGUUUCAGUAAUAUCCAAGAGAAUGUGGCAGCUGAAGAGGAGAGGCCAAAAAAGAUGCUUAGGGUGGAGUUGAAUAGAAAUAUUCAGUCACCCCCUGAGGAAUGUGGCAGCAGUAUCCAACCCCUUACACAGCUGCACAGUGUCCCCCAAGCCACACAUGUGCAUCUUGAGCUGCAGCCUGUCAUUGAUGAGUGUGCACCUGCACCAGCUCCACGUGUUGAUUUUGGGUGUGAACCUGAAGGGGUUGGAGGAAACUUGACUCGGCCAUCAAGCUCACCAAAAUAUAGCAAUGCUCCUCAAGAAAAAGACAUCCAUGAUAAAAAGGUCCAAAGUUGUGGCACGAGGGAUAAUAUUGAUACUGACAAUGCAACUUUGUGUGAGAAACAGAUCGUCACAAAACUGGAAUACAAAUCAAAAAGAUGCCACAUUCCUAGAAAGGUCAAAAGGUUGAAGAAGGAUGCAACACCCGACAUCAGUCUUCCAGGAAACACCUCUGAGUCAGCUCCUCAAGACACUGCUGAAAAUGGUGUGGCUCUGGACCCCUGCAAGGCUGUCCCUCAUCCUGGGGAGCAAGACGCACCGGAGACCCAAGAUGACAUGGAGGUCACUGACGAACAAGUUUUGCAGCAAAUCCAGGAAUACAGAGACUUGCAGGAACAGGAACAGCAGCUGAAAGAGGAGCUUGAAGCAAUGGACCAAAAACUCAUGGUAUCAUCCCUAACAUCUAUCUCACUAGACGACAGGAAGACAAGGCUCUGCACCGGCCUUCCGUCACUAGCAGUGUUCACGUGGCUCAUUGACUUGCUGUCUGGACACUUAGCAUCAUUUGACUGUAUCAGUAAACCUGAUCAGCUUUUAAUAACACUAAUGAAACUGAGGCUAGGUCUUAGCACACAAGAUUUAGCAUUUAGGUUUAACACUUCUACUCAAGCAAUUGAGAAUAUACUUUCAGAUGCCAUCCCCAUAAUGGCCUGUAAACUUGACUUUUUGAUUUGUUGGCCAGUCAGAACACAUCCAAGGAACAUUCCCAGGCCCUUCAAACCAAACUUUAAGAACUGCUCUGUCAUCAUUGACUGUUUGGAGUUUCCUACAGAAAAACCAUUAAACAUAACUGCAGAAAGUCAAACCUGGAGUGAUAUCAAGCACCAGACUACCAUUAAAUGCUUGGUGGGCAUCACACCGUAUGGGUCAUUCUCCUACGUCUCGCAGUGCUGGGGCGGCAGAAUAACUGACAGAGAGUUGGUUUUGGUGUCGGGGGUUUUGGAGCAUGUCUAUCAUGGUGACGUGGUGAUUACUUGCAAAGAUUUUUCCAUUCAACAGGAAUUGUCAGAAAAAAGAGCAAAGCUUAUCGUUCUUGAAAGUUUGUAUUCACCUGAAAAAUUAAUCGAUGAUCAUGACUUAGUUGCAGUCUCUUUCAUAAAAAAAGCUUUUAAACGGAUAAAGCGUUACAAAAUAUUGUCACAAACACUCCCAAUACCUCUACUUCCCUAUAUUGACGAGGUGGUCACUUGUUGUUUGGCCUUUUCAAAUUUGCAACCCAAGUUUCAAUUAAAGUAA